UUACCGGUAUUUUACCAUUGGUUUUGUAUUUUGUAUUACGUUAGCUACUUUUAAAAUACUUUUAAGUCAUUUGGAUGGUUGGUUAAGUUUUGUUAGCUUAAUUUAAAACAUUGUUUAAUCGUGUGAAUGGCUGGAGGGAUAAGGUAAUUUAAUUUCGAACACUGUUCAAUUAUUUGAAUGAUUGGUUGUAUACAAUAUUCAUUUAAAAUACUGUAUAUUGGUGUAAAUGUUUGGGUAAGUUACGUUAGCCACAUUAAAAAUACUUAACGGCGUUCUUCGGGAUAGGUGUUAUUCAAAAAACCAUUAAAUGUUCUUAAUGGAGAACCUUCUCUAGAAAAUUAGCAUUACUUGAAAUAGGGAUAACAAUCUGCAGGUAGAGAAGUAAAGAUUGUGUUAGGUAAGUUCCGGGAAGAGGAGUGGCAGAUUUUGCAUUUAAAACUGCAGAAUAAAAAGUACGAAUUUUUGAAAAAUUUAAAUAUUUAAGCUUUGUGAAACGAUUAAUAACCAUGCAACAUUUUUAAAUAAUCAAUAUUAAUAUUACAAGAGUGACAUAUUUUUAAUUAUAUAAUCUUGAUUUUUGAAAUAAAUGCUUUUUUUUUCGGAUGAGGUUGUACUAACCAGCGAAAUGAUUUUUUUUCCGUAUCUAAACUACCGCGUUAUUAUUUUCCUGCCUAGUAUUUUGUUAGUACAAUAUAUAGUACACAAUAUAUAGUGCACAAAAUAAUUUAUUACGGUUGUGGCAAACAACAGUUAACUGGUGUCACUGCUACAAAAGUUUAACAUUAUUUAGCCAAACUUGUGUUGUGAAUGUAUUACACUGAAAUAAAUAAUAAAAUCACUUCAGGCUAUAUAAAAAAAGAUUGUCAAAAUUAAAUGAUAUCGUAGCUUUCGUCCAUUCGAAACCUAAAUUGGGCGGAGACAAAACAAAAUACAGAAAAAAACUUAUUUUGUAAUAAAUGAGGCAAUAAAAUUAGUUAUAGGUAUCUAAUUUCUUAAUUUAUUUACUUGAAUGGAAAUAAAUUUGCCAUUAGAAUCAUCAUUUGUUGAUAACCGCCGUUCUAACAAAAUGUAAAACUCAGAUUAACGUAUAUUUCCGUAUACAUAGCCUACUUUAGCAAAAUAUCUCCAGAGUGACGUCACAAAUUGCUAGCCAGUGAAAGAGAAAGGUGCGCAAAAGGAUACAUAUAUAACUUCACGAUGAUUCACCCGUUAUGUUCACAGUUGACAGAACAGAAGAACGAAUGAAUAUCAAGCAAUGAUUUGUGUAACAUUUUCUUAAGUGUUAUGAGUACGUAAUAAAUAUUCUCGCAGAAACUGUAUGGUGUUAUUUUCAGAACUCUAUUCUUCCUGGCUAGCACCUGUGACGGGAGAAAAACAUAAAGCUUUUUGUAUUCUUUGCAAGAAAGAUUUUGCCAUUGGUCACGGAGGGUUAAAUGACGUAAAAGCUCAUUACAAAGGCAAAAAGCACAAACAUCUUCAAAUUCAGAAAGAAUUGGGAAAGUAUGUGGAACCAGUGAAAAGGCGUUUUAUUGAAUUACAGAAACAAGAAGAUUUAAUCAAUGAUAAAGUGCACAUCAAAGACGAGCCAUUGUCGAGAAACUCUGAGUGCGAGAGCGAGUGGUGUGACUCGUCGCAGUACUUGGAGAAGGACCUGUUGCCAACUGAGAUAGAGUCAAGAUUGGUGGGCAGGAAGGCCAUGAACUCGCAGAAGAUGUUGUCGCAGCAGUAUUGUCUGCGGUGGAAGUACCACCACAACAACCUACAGGUGAUGUUCAGCCAGCUGCUGGAGCGGGAGAGCUUCUGUGACGUCACGCUCGCCUGCGAGGGAAAGACCCUGCGUGCACACAAGGUCGUGCUGUCUGCAUGCAGUACUUACUUUGAUGCAAUAUUCUCGCAGUAUGAGGAGAAAAACCCUAUAGUGAUUCUCAAGGACGUUAAGUUUGCUGAUAUCAAAGCUCUGGUUGAGUUCAUGUACAGAGGGGAAAUUAAUGUUGAUCAUUCCCAUUUAGCAUCCCUCUUGCGGACGGCGGAGGACUUGCGCAUUAAAGGCCUCGCUGAAGUGUCCUGGCGCUCUGACAAUCAUACAGAUAAUGGAGUGGAACAUCGCUUGGAAUCCAUGGGGAAUGGCAGUGACUUUGAGUCACCACCCAAUAAAAGGCGAAAGCCACAGAUGAUGGAUUCCAACAUGGAUGGUUUCAAUCCACAGGUGGCCAGCAUAUCUGGGGCAGAUGGAUCGGGUGAGAUGUUCUUGCACAACAACGUCACGAGCAACGUGGAUGGGGAAGUGUCUGGCUGGGGUGAGCCUGAACAUGAUGUGGUGCCUAGCAACCAAGGAGCGGAUGUGAAGUCCCCCAUGGUGAGCACCAUCUUGCAGCAGCCGACCUUGCAGCAGGCUGCAUCUGCAUCUGCGAAGGCUCACACUGCAGAAACCUCAAAUGAAUUUGCUGAAACUAAACCUAGCCCAGCUGUUUCAGAAGGCAUAAGUCCACACAUAGCCGAACAGUAUCGGGAUGUUAUUAAGCUGAAUGAUUACUUAACGACUGGUCGUCGCCCACAGUUCUGGGAGGAACCAUUCACAAAGCGUGUCAUGGAAGCCAUCAAAAGCAAAGAGCUGGAGAUGAAGACUGGUGCAGAAUUGUUAGGGGUCUCGUAUGGCACACUCUAUGGCAGGUAUAGGGAUGCAUAUGGCUGCCUCAAACAUCCUUACAGGGUCAGAGACUUCUGGUCUGAAUCUGGGCCAGCAGACGUGCUCGCCAAGGUUCAGCGGAAAGAGCUGACGCUGUUCCGGGCGGCUGAAAUGUUGAACGUGACGGUGACGACCUUGGCCAACUACCUGUCGACGCUGAGGCGGGCGGGCUCGUCCUCCGGUGACGAGGCCAUGGAGGAGCUGCGCUGUGCCGACGAGUCGUACGGCGAGCUACCAGCGAGGACCAUGCCCCGGAAGCUGUCCGCCCUGGAGAACAACCCUGACAUCACCAUCGUGAAGCAGGAAGCCACGAGGCCCGACUCCAGCCACGAGGAUGACAUGCCUCUGUCGCCCAUCACCAUGAACAACAACGUGGACCACUCGGACAGCAACGUGCAAGACAAUCACGACUAGGAUUCUGCGUGAGUCCUAGCGUUUCCUUUCCUGUUGCAGACAGAGACACCGGAUCGUCACAUUUUAUUUCAUCAGAUAUAUAUAUAUAUAUAUAUAUAUAUAAUGUCAAGGUAGGAUCUUUUAUUGAAAAAUUUUUUAUUUGAAAGUAAAGGAGAUAAAGUGUAGUCGCAUAAUUGAAUGCUAACACUUAGUACCUGACCUGGCCAGGAAGCAGCACACACAUUCAGGUUUUGAAAACUGUCAUUGAAGUAAUGUUUAUACCAAAGUAAAUGUUUUAUGUGGAAUGUUUUUCUUAAAAUAUAUUUUAUUUGUUAUAGGUUUUUAUAAAAAAAUAUGUAAGCGGUGGACCUGAGGGCAAUGUAGUGAGAAUUUUCUCUGUAAUUAUGGCACAUAGGCAGUUCUUCAGUAUUCAGGUAUACUGAUAACAGACUGCAUUGCCGGAGAAAACAGGAAUGCCCAAUUAAACCCGUUGGCAGCAAUGUACGCGAUUCCAAACUUAGAAACUGCAUUAAUUCUGGAAAAAAAAAUAGUGUACAAUAAGAAUGUAAACAUGAAUUUUCAUUGUAAUUCUGUUUGUAUUCAAAGUCUAGGAUAUUUACGAAUAUUAAUUUUUCACCCGAAUUGAAUACUAAUCAUCUGAAUAGUGUCUUGGACUUUGCAAAUUUCAAAGGUUUGCACAGCUAUACUUGAUAGUAUGACAAGUGUAUUUCUUGAUCUUGUCCAAGUCUUUUGUUGCAUGCUACAUUCUUAGAUAUUCUUUUUAAAGAUAGAUUUCACGUGGUUCCCUGGGGAUCCACAAUAUGUGAACAAAGACACAGGUAGUGCUGCCACUAGUCAUUUGAGUUUAGAGGGGAACUGAUACACACUAAUGAAGCUGGCAUACGUGUCAGUGAUUCAUCCUAAGACAUCCAUAUAGGCGUUCUCUUCUGUUGGUUGUGAAUUUGCGGUGCGUCGUAACCACAGACUUCUGCAAUGAACCAACCAAUUUAGAGAAAUCCAACAUGGCAUCUUCAGUUAACAUGAAGGCUCUGGGAGUACUACUGCCACAGGUGUAGUCUUCAUAUGAUUCCCACAGUGGACACAAAAGAACAUAUAUAUAAAUGUGAGCUUCAAAAUUACGAUGUCUCAAUCUCCUGUAUUUUGCUUGAUAGCUGAGUCAUCAGUCAUACCACAUUGAUAAAUGCUUGUCUUUUUUAUUGUAACAGUAGCAUAUAUGAUAAUAAGCAAUAGUGGGGAUCCUAUUCAUUGUUAAAAAAUUAAAUUAUAUUUCCACAAGUUUGGGUUAUUUAUCACAAACAAGUAUAUCCAAAUAGUUUUUACAAUCAAUACAAUAAAUAUGACUUAAAAUUGAUAAUACCAAUAAAAGCAAACAAAAAAAAACUACUGAGCACGAUUAGCCAUUUUCCUUUCGUCAUUUUUCCCGUACUGAAAAAUGAAUCACUACAAAAUCUGCUAGAUUGGAAUCAAGGUGCAUCGGAGGAAUCCAAACCUAAAAUAGCCUUCGAAACGUGGCCACCGAAUUGGCCUAGCCGACAACAUUCAAAGUAUUUACCUACCCGAUACAGUGUACUUACAAAGUUAAGUUACGAGCUGACGUCCUUGGGUGAAUUCUAACUGAACGUGACUGGUCCCUCUGAUCGCUCGGACCCAGUUAGCCAACUGACCAGAAUUACCCUGGACCGACAAGCCUCUCUAGCCCUACUAGCCUCUAUUGCCGAGCCUUUUAUAGCACUUCGACUGACGUCAAUCCAGUGGCCAUGACCGGGUGCUUGUACCUCCUCCCCACAGGCAUCUCCUAGCUCUGGUGCGCAUGUCGCUCUGCAAAUUGCAUCACCCUGGUCUUGUGGGGGAUUUACAAUAAGUUCUCUGUAUUCGCGAGUGCAACUGCCUGCCAUUAUGAUUUCCUAUGACGGACGCAAGCCGGCACUCUGGCACGGCACUGCUGUAUUCAUUUCAAGACUCAUGUCAGAUGCCAGCCUUCUUGCCCGGCUAGUACCUCAGUGCAAAUUCACCUCUCUCACCACCUUACUUGAAAGUAACUCCGCAGAGGGGACUGCCAAAAGUAUUACUAAUAAACUGUCUUGUUACUGACUGGCCCAAAAUUUGUGCGAGGGAACUUUUCCGCAUCUGUGUUCCCAAGUUCCCAACGGUUAACAAACCACAGAGUGUACUUAACUGCAGCCGCACCCUUGUGAAUUUAAUUCCAUUUCUUAGUUAUUGAUGUCUAAACUUCUUAGUUUUUGGUAUACAACAUUUGGUAGGAGUAAUUUUGUGAAUGUAACAGAAGUUGCAUAGAAUGGAAAUGUGUAACCAUGGUGCUUCCAUCUGUGGCAGAUAGCACAAACCAAAGUUCAUAGAGACCUCAUAGUAUUAAAUGUUUAAUGAAUCUUAACAAGAUGGGCAGUAUUUUAUUAAAUUACUUGUCGAAAAUCUGGUCCAAAGCCGGAGUUUAAUAUUAAGUCUUUUUGCUUUUAUUGGAGCAGUUCAUUUUGUAGUUUAACCUUUUACUCUGCAAAUCAAAUGAUUCAUUAGUCAAUGUAGCUGCUCCGGCUGUGAAUUCUAGCAGCGGGUGCAGAAACUACAUGCAAUUGGGGUCAAGAAGUACAGUUGAAAACACAAGUUUUGUUUGUUUAUCACGCUUGGAAUUAUUUUUAAGAAUUCUGCGUUAAAUUUUUUGUCCAUAUUUCAUAUUAUAAGUGUAUUUGCAACAUGAGAACACUUGAAUUUGCUCAUUACCAAGUUAGAUGUUUACACAUCACGGGCAAUUACUGAAAAACUCACUUUUUUUAUAAUCCACCAAUUAGGCAAUUACUUUUAAUUACAGCGUAUUCGACGCAACUGAACAGUCUAUGUUGUAGCAUCACCUUUCAGCCUUGACAGCAUCAAUUUUGACAUUCACUGAAGUCUUUGUUUCAUAAUUUUGCAGCUUACCGUGUUAAUUUUAAAGCUGUGCUGAUACAAAUUGGCACAAGCAGAUUUUGCCAAUAUUUAGUUGAAUCCGUGUUUAUGCUGAUUCACAAUACGCUUAUUAAUUUUCGACUGAUAUUACUGAAAAAUGAAAGUUUCUGUCAUAACCUAAAAAUCCCUCGGUAUCUUUUUCAAUUUUCAUACUACUACAUAUACUUGGAACUCAUAUUUCCUUAGCUACAUGUGCCAGCCGUACAUAUCAAACAAUGUCCUGUGUUUUAUAAACGUUAAAUCGAAUGUAUCAUAAAUAAAUAAAUCACCAUCACUGGAAAAUGCCAAUUUCUUGAAUAUCAAAGAAAUGUUUGUGGCGGAGACAUUUUUUGAUUAACUUGCGUCAAGUUUUAUUAAAAAUUGAAUUAAAAAAAUAACUGAUUACAUAGGGCUUAGCAUAAUGUAAAUUACUUUUACUGUUUCCUGUGCAAAGCGACCACACAAAACUCAUUUCCAUAUAAAUGUUCGGAACUGUGAAUUUUUGCCGCUGCACACGUAUAAGUUGGUAUUGGAAUUCUCGUUCUUGAAUUGUAAACAUGUACAAAGUCUCAUCUUGUACAUUUAAAAUUCUUUUCUUAAACUUCAUAUUUUGGGAAUCAAUAUAUUUCAUAGUUACCUAUUAUUAAAUUUACUUAUUUUAUUUAAUUACUUAUUAAAUUAUUAAAUUGUCCAGGCUUUAAUUAGUAAAUUCAUGUUUCAUUUAGCAACUAACGACUGAGAAUGUUUGUUUUGUGAAUAGACUAAACACAAUUAUGCGGUUAUGAAUAUCAGUUCUAGAGAAGUUAAUGCAAAUAAAUGAUUUCUGUGCAACAGAAACUAUGUCUUUCUAUUGCAAAGUACCUGUGUGUACCUGCUACUAGUGAUCCAUUUGAGAGACUUUUCAACACAUAUUUUUUUUGGCACUAAAAGACAUUCAUUGAAAAGUUAAGAAUGUUUUUCUUAAUAAAAAUCUAGGAAUUCUUGAAUCUCUACUAGUUUAGUUAAAUGUUUUCUAUAAUGAACCAAUGUGUGGCUAUGUAAAUUGGGUUUAAUGUUUAUUGUAAAAGCUUUGAUGACAGUGAACUUUAGGCAAGCACUCACUUGUUUUUAACCCCCGACGCAAACAGAGAGGUGUUAUAUAUUUAACAUGUGUAUCUGUGUGUCGGUCGUAGCUCCCAAACGAACAAACCAAUUUUGAUUAAGUUUUUUUUUUGUUUGAAAGGUGACUUGAUCGAAAGUGUACUUAGCUAUGAUUCAAGAAAAUCUGUUUAGCCUUUUGAAGAUCAUCAGCUCAUUCUAGCUGCUGAAGGGAUGUGAUAGUCCGGCAGAAAUUGGCCGUUUUUUGCAUGAAGUGAAAUUUGGAGUCUAUAGUUCUGUUUUAGGUGUCAAAUGAAAGAUAUAAGUGUCUUGUAACAAAAAAUGCUGGGUGACAUCUGCUAUCUGUUGAGCAUUUUAAGAUAUUCAAAAUGGUGGCCAAUAGGGUGUAAUAUGUUCAGAACUUGUAAUCAAAUUAUAUGAAUGUCAAAUUUGGUAUCAAAAUAUAUGUUUUAGGGGCACUGAAUCGAAAUACAAGCCUAUACACUAUGUAAAAAUAAAAAAAAACUAGCAGAUAAGCAACAUAUUUGCGAAAAUAAAUGUAUACAAUUUCGUAAUUCCUCAAUUUAUAUUUGUGUUGUUAAAUUUUUUUUGUAUAAAUAAACAUGUUUAGUGGCUCCAUACUUGAAACUUGGCUGUACAUCAUAUUUCAGGGGAAGAAACUUGAAAAAGUGUGAUUCAUAAAUUCUACAGCUAAAAAAAAAAACAUUAGUGAUAUACUUAAUAAUAUUCUCACAAACAUGUUAUGUCUUUCAGAUAUUACAUUAAUGAAUAGGAUAUUGAAUUAUUGAACAAGAUUUAAAUAACUUAGAUAUAUCAUCGGUCAUAUACCUAAAGGUAUUCUCACAACAAAGAAAUUAACAAAUACAUAUUAUGACUAUAAGACCAUUAAAACAUAUAUAUACUACGCAAUUAUAUUCUUACAAUUUAGGACGGGUUAUUGCAUUCCAAAUCUCUGCAGGCACAGAAUAAUUUGCAAGUAAGUCUUGAAGAAUAGCAACUACACUUUGAAGAUUUGCAAGGAGUCAGUUUUGUACAGCCACAUUUCACCAGCUUCAAAAUAGAUUCAAGGGCGUAAGCAAUCCCGCCUGGAACUGCAACAGGAAAGAGUGAUUUGUUCGCCACAUCCUUUGACCAGCCAUAUUCUACUGGAUCUAAGGUUGUAAGUUCAGGUUUGUUUGCUGAUUGCCAGAUACAAUCUUGAAAAUGUGCUCGUUUUACAUUUUCAAGAAAUGAUGCAGCAGUUGGGGGAAGUGUACGAAGGUUUGGAGCAGUGACAGAACCUGUACUAGUUUUCCUCGCCCAAACUUUUACACGGGUUUCUGACAUUGUUUUACAUCCACGUUGACUAUGGCACGCCGAUAUGAAGCUUGUUGCCCGAUAUGUAACAUUAUUCAUUUCUGCUCUCUCAUCUGCAAGCAAGGAGAGCGAUAACCCUGAUCGAAGUACCUUUACAACUUUGCCUUUACCUGUCCCAAAGUAGUACGCCACAGUGUCUCUUCCCGAAAGUGCAUGAGCAGCUAAAAGUUCUGAAAUAAUUGAAUAAUGUUUUUUUACUGUUUCUCCAAUAUCCACAACAGUCCUUUCUUGUACUGGUGAUUCCACACUCUAAAAAAAAGUUGUACUUUUACAAGGGAAAUUCUUGGAAACCCUGUUGCCGAGGAUAUUUCUUGCAAAACUACAAGGCAGAGCCUUGCAAAAUCGCACAUGGUACAAAGCUCUGCCUUGUAGUUUUACAAGUAAUAUCAUUGGCAACAGGGUUUCCAAGGAUUUUCCUUGUAAAAUAUACAAAAAUUUCUUUCAGUGAAUUAACACGCACUAUGCCUAAGGCCAUUUGCAGAUUAGUUGGGAAGUUUUAUUUUUGUACUUGUAACAAUAUUACCAAUCAAAACUGAAAGCAGUGAAUUGUCCAGUUUUUCAGAAAUACUACAUAGCAACUUCAUUAGAGUGUUACUGACUUGCUCUAAAGCAAUGUCUAUAUUGAUGGUACUUCUGUAAUUCGUACUUUUCUUUGGAAGUGAUUGUAUUUCUGUUGUUAUUGUUUUGCUUACCAUUGAAAUGGCAUUUUCAAUAUCAACUUCUUCGCUGUCCACAAAUUUUAGAACUUGUCUUGCUGUACUUUUAAAAAUAAUAAUGUUGGCAACACCCGGAGAACUGAGGACAACAAUAUCACUUCCAACUUUCGCUGAUAUUGCUUUGAUUAGAUGUUUUCUUGAGAGUUCACUCCCUGGUAUAUUGCUGGUAUAUUUCAUACAGUUCUACAGAUGUCCACAUUGUUGAUCUGUUACUAGUCACUUCAUUGAUGACAAGAUCUAAUGCCGCAUCAUUUUAACCUUCACUGGUUUCUGUCCUUGUAGCCAAUUUAAUAGAUUUUGGUGACAAAGUUUGAUCUACUGUUAACAUGAUAUCUUGCAUCUGCAGCAUGAAGGUCACUCAGUGAUCCCAAAACACGUAUGCGUACACUAUACGCGCAUUCAUCUUUUCGUAUUUCACACACUUGAAUAAUAGAUUCCUUGAAUGCCAUUUUUAAGCCACCCACAUUAGCCUCUUUACAGAUAUAGUCUGGUCUCCAACGUGAUGGAUUAUUUUCAUCCUUCGAGACUUUGCAUUCUUCAGCGCAAAAAAUGCAAUGUUCUUUAAAUGAUAAUAGAGUGUUUUCAUUAUUCCUUGUUAUUUUUGGAGAUCUCAAGGAUACUUCUUCUUGGCGCUUCCUCUGGCGAUGUCGUUCCAGCUGUGUCACUGCACAGUAUGUUGAUACACAACUCUUGUGGCACUUCACAAUCAAUUCACUUGUUACAGCUAUUUUUUUCUUCUAGCACAUUGUAGAGUUUAUCGUUGUAUACUUUACUGCAUUUUAUAAUAGUCUUUAUUCUUUUAUCACCACUUUCAAUAAGUCUUUCAUUGUAGUUUUCACAAUUAAAUUUCCAGUCAAACAGGCAUUUUUCUGCCAUUUUCUUCUCUAAUUUACUUCACAUUACACUUGCAACAAUAAAAACGUAUUAGCCAAUUCCUUCCAUCAUCCAUGAUCCACAAAAAAACAAUGUUCAUGCCACAGCAACUGGAAGAGUUACCUUUUAUACUAAUAUUCACAUGUCAUUAGGUAUAAAUGUAAAAAAAUCCGGCAUACAUAUUUAAAAUGUAAUUAAAUAAAAUUUUACACGAUAUCUAAACACAUAUUUUGAUUCAGCACCCUUGAAAACAUGUAUUUUGUUUCCAAAAAUUACCAUAAUAUGUUUGUAUUGCAAUUUUUGAAAAUAUAACACCAUAUUGGCCGCCAUCUUGAAUAUCUUAAAAUUCUCAACAUAUAGCCGAUGUCACCCGGCAUUUCCUGUUACUAGACAUAAUAAUCUUUCAUUUAAGACCAAAAACAGAACUAUAGACCACUUUUCCAACCCAUACCUCAGUUCUGCCGGACUAUGAGCAACUUCCACAGGUCUGGUUAAUUCAAAAUUUGGUAUCAUGUUACUUCAGUGAUAUUGCAAGAACAUGGUAACCUUGACCUGAUGCAGUAUGGUAUGGAUGGUGUAGUACGGUACAGACUACAAAAACAAAACAGUGGUAAAAAAAAUUAUAAUAUUUAAUACUUUUUAAUUAAUAGUCGCUUCAAGUGAGAAUUGAAAAAUCAGGUGUAUUUAAAAUUUUAAUUUAUUGUAUUUAUAUUACUGCUGGUUUAAAGAAUGAAAUCCCGUUCAAUUCAUCUUAGUUUUUUUUUAACUUUUCUUAAUGUAAAAAGAAAAGUGCAUUUAAUGCUUUUCUUGGAAUUAUUAUAAAUGAUUAUUAUUAUUAUUUUUUUUUUUUUUUUUAUACCAAAAUGUGUUUUCUCCUGUUUUGGUUCGGAAUUGGUGAAUUGGCAUCAGUUGUAUCGGCAUAGUGGAGAAAUUUUAUGAAUCGGUUCAGCUCUAGUUAAUUUAUUAGCAGUAGGCUUGUGUUUGCAGAACCAAUUUUUUUUCCCAACAACAAAAUUAUUUUUGGUGCUAUGGGCUGUAGAAGGGUGUCAUUGGUGCAGGGCAAUAUGAUAGAUGGCUACUGCUUACCUUAGGGUUUCUUCUGGGUACUUCAGUUUUUUCAUACUAUGGCUAUUGCUGAACCGUCGUAGCAUUUCGUUUCAUGUUAUGUUGCAGACAUGACAGCACAAAAACACACACACACUUCAGGAAGAAGCUCCUCCCCAUUACACUGUUUAUAUAACAUCAUGCAUUCUUUGGUUUUUUUUUUUAUAAAAUUGGUUCUAGUGAUAAUAUGUGUGUUGAAUAAGCAUCAGAGAUUGUGCUGUUAAAAAAAAUUAAUCAAUAAUAGUUCAAAAAUAUUAACUCAGUCUUGGAAAUAUCUGUUGUAACACUGAUGAUUAUCAAACGUUAAAUUGCCAUGGACAGGUGCUGCUAGUGUUGGGUCAAUAAUCGAUUCUCUUAUUUAUCACAAUAUAACUAAAUAACUUCUGAUGAUGGCUAUAUAGACAGUACAAUAAGAACAUUGAUAAUUAUUUAAUUAUUAUGGUCUUUAAACAUAUAUUAAUAUAUUUGUAUAUAAAAUAUUUAUUUAUUAAGAUUUUUAUACAUUUGAAACACAUAUUUUUUUAAAUAUCUUUAUUUCUUAUGUACAGCAUGGUGAAUAUUUUGGUUUAAAUUAUCUAAUGUUCUUCAAUACUGAUCUGAAGAAUAGUGCAAUAAUAUGAGUUUAAAAUUUUUUAUUUUAUGCCUUCAAAUGGUAUAUACAUAGGUAGUUUAAAAAUUUUGUUAUGUGUGUGUAUAUGGUUAGUACAGUUAUAUGUUGGUUUCACUUAUGCUUUUUCAAUAUAAAUACUUCACAAUUAUUUAAAAUGUUUUUAUUAUAAUUUGAAGUAAUACAUAUACAGUGAAACCUCAUUACAAAUAACCUUAUUUUAAAGGAUUUAUCACUUCAAAGUACAUAUUUUUUAUUCCCUACAAAGUUUUAUAUUUAUCAACAAAACUGUAGGUGUUUUCAAUUUCGGUAAAAUGAGAUUUCACAAUGUAUUUCAAUCGCAAUGUAAAUAAGCACAUAGUAGGUACUCUAUAAAAUAAAGAACCAAUUUGUACACAAUAUUUAUAGAAAUGCAUUUUAUGGCAUGUGUUAUAAUAAUUAGUAUUUUAGUUUAUAAAUUACUUAUUUAUUAUUCUUUAUGGAUAUAAUUUAUGCUGAUGCAGUGAAUGCAUAGAAUGGAGAGUAUUGAACAUUAUCCAUAGAGUUAAUUGAAAUACAGUAAAAGCUAGUUAAUUUGAACUAGAUCUUUUUGAAAAGCUGUUUAUUUGGAAUUAUUUAAAAGUACUCACCCACAAGGAAUACAAUUUAAUGUAUGUACUGUGUUUUUUAAUAUGUGUUAUUUGAAAGAUUUUACGAGCUGCCUCAAAUGUCUUUCUCCAAUCCUCAUUACCAAGUAUCCCCGUUAACAGUGUAAUUGAAAUUUUUUUUAGAUUAAUGCUAGAAUCUGAAACAAUGGUGUACAUAUUUCAAAAAUUGUAAUUUUUCUUCCUGCAUCAGCUGUGUGGAUACAAAUGUUGUUGGUCAUGGCUCUUCAGUUAACAAGCUUUUACUGUUAUAUAAGACUUAUGAAACGUUAGUGUAGGCUGUUUUCUAGUUGCAUUAUGUUUGUGGAGGAAUGAAACAGCAACCUGCUGUGGCAUAAUGAUUUUUAUGCCAUUGUUUGUAGGUAAUACUGUGUUAGGUUACUACAUACUAGGCAAUUCACGUUCCCAAACAAAAUAUUGCUUUUGAUUUCUGCAUUAAAAAUUUAUUUAUUGUAAAAUAAUAGCAAAUCUGAAGUGGCAGUUAAAAUGUAAAAGAUAGGAAUUUUGAGUACUUACUAAUGAAUUAUAGAUUUAUAUUAAGUGAACCAUACAUGACACUGUUUAGUUGGUAACCUCAUUUCAUUGGACUAAAAUAAGUCUGGCGAAGAUUCAUGAGCCAAAUCAAUGUGGUACAUUUUAGUUCAUGAGUGGACGUUAUCUGUGAUGAACUAUGAAUUAAAUAUUAUUUAUGUUAAAGAACUGGUCAUUCAGUGUGGUUUGUUUUAUAAUGAUACUACACCAAAAUUUUCAAAAAGUGUCCAUAAAUCUGAAUCUUAAUUUAAUGAUAAAACUAUAUUUUUUUUUCUGCAAAAAAACCUGUAAUUGCAUGAGAGGCAAGUGAGCUGUUUACGGUGUUAAUGAGUUUAUGUCCAGAAAUGCUUGAGAUUGUCUUUGUAUGACAAUACAGCAUUUUUAAAACAUAGGAAAUAAAAUGGUCUCUCAGUUGUGUUACGGCAUAUGAAUAGUACCUGUAAUUUUUCAAAAUUGAACAAGUGGGUUUAUAUUUAAAAAAAAAAAUUCACAAAUCAGAAUCCUGUUUGCAUGAAACAGUAAUUAUGAAUGUUAUUCUGUAUGUGCUUGUCCGUCAGUCUAUAGCAGCACUGUUACCAGAAGUCGUGUGUCAUGGUUUUGUUGCAAGAAUGUUGCCAAGUUUCUUUUGUUUACUACAGAAUAACUGACUUGAGAAGUAAGGUGGUAGUUAUAGUUUGUUUUAAGCUGCGUUUGUAGACUGGUUCACGAUAAAGUCAGUUGAUUAAGUAACGUGACUGCAGCCAUGACUUGUAAACAUAGAAAUGUAUAGUAAAUUCAUUUCAUGCCAAGGACUUGCAGUCAAUUGAUCUUCAGCUCCAGAGAGAUCUGUUUAUGAUUGUGACAUUUAUAAAACUACUCUUCACUAAACAGCACUUUGCACAAUUCUGACAGUAGACUUAUUCACAUAUAGCAAAAAUAUCAGGUGUUUGUGAUGUACAACAGUUUCUUUUACACCUAUUUAUUUUACAAAAAUAACCUUUAUGUAUUAACAUUUGCUGGUAAACAUUUGCAAUUAUGUAAAAUUGUGUUUUUAUGGUUCAGAAGUAUAAACUUGGAUUGAAAUAAACUGGAAAACUCUUCAUAAUUUAAGUAAAUUAAAUUAGUAAGAUAAUUUAAUUUAGUAUUUACAACUGCCAAAAGUACUUCUGCAAAUCAUGUUAUGCUAGGUAAAACAUUCUCAGUGUGUAGUCAUUUUGAGGUUAAAGGUUUUUAUUAUUUAUUACACAUCAACUUUGCUUUGCUCUUCUCUUAAUUUUUCUACGUGCCUGGUUUUUUUUUUUUUUUUUUUUUUUUGCCAGUUUUAAACUGUUGAAACUUUUCGAGCCAUUAAGAGUUGUGCAGAUUAUGUGAAAUGCAGUAUAACUGCAAUCAACAGAAAAAUUGUGAACAAGAUUUUAACUGAAGUGUAGUGAUGCUUCAAAAAUAGUUUACCUAAUUCGAAAGUAAUAUCCAUUUCAUCUAAAUGGGGUUGACUGCAUGCAAGGAAAAUCUAUGCAUAUUUAAAUCAUGUGUCUUAUGCUAGUUGUGCAUGUGCACUUUAUCAAGAAAAAAUAUUAAAAACAGUGAGUCUUCUACCUACCUGAAUUUUUUUGGUUUUUAAACAGAACCUGCUAAUGAGAUUUGAUUUAAAUAAAUAUGAAUUGUUCAUAAAUGAUGUGUAGUGAAUGGUAUAUCUGAAUAUUAGAUCUAAAAUUUUUUAUUUUUUUUUAAGAUAGAACAGUGGGAUCUGAUUUAUCUAAUUGAGUUGAUGUGUAUAAUUUGCAAAAUACCAAGAAGAUACAUAUUGUAUGUAAGCCAAGUGUGGUAUAUGGUUAUGGUGUCAUAAAAUUACAGUUUUUUCUUGUCUUUUCAACAUAUAUUAAGCUUUAUUAUGUUGGCAAAAUAAACUACCCUUUAGUUAUAUUGCAUUAUUAUAACAAUUUAAAUUUUAAUUAUGUUGUUCCUUCAUUAGAAGUAGAGUUAUCUAAUUAUAAAUGAUCUUUGUGCACAUAUUCUCUGUGUUUACUGUUGCAAAUGUGCAUUUUUUUGUUCCUGGACUGUAAUGCUUUUGCCCACAGAAUGUGGUUGAUAUAUGCUGUAGUUUAAUAAAUCAGCAUGCAUUUAGGUAUAUCUAUAUAAUUUAUGCAUAUAUAAAAUUAUAUUUCAGUCAAAAUUUUAUUUUAAAAUAAAAUGAUAGCUUACAAAGUAUCAGAAUGAUCAUCUGGCUAUUAGGAGAAAAAUAUAUACUUUUCUCACUACACAAACUUUAUAGGAAUUUUACAAGAAGGUAAGAUUGCUGUACUUUAUUAAUGUUACAAGAAUUCACAUACUGUAAGAUAUAUAAUGCUUUUCAAAAUAAAUUAAAUAUAAUAUGUUGUUAGUUGUUAGUGAAAAAAAUGAGCAUUUAUCUGAUGCGAGAUUGAUUGUUGUUAAACAUUAUUAACUAUUAAUACACACUUGUUAAUAUUUUCCCUGUAUUUUUUAUUCCUCUUAAAGAGCAAGCAGCAGUGACAAAGCCUACAUGUGAUCGCAGUAAGUGGCCAUUACACACUGCUACAGACGUUGGUUGUUUGAACCCCAAGCAAGCUUCACAGCAAUUCAUCAUGUUGCAUUGAGAACUUGCUGUUAGCCAGUACAACUUUGGCCUAAGAGCACUGGGAGUGGCGAGGAAGGAUUAUUUUUGUCCACCGCAUGUAGAGACCACGCACGUGCCGAGACUCGCACACGCUUGGAGUGUAUCGCCAAGCGUCUACUAAUACAGCUAAGAAGAGGGUUUCUUGCGUGGAGCAAACAAGUGGUAUGCGCACGUGUGAAACAUGAAACAUAGAAAUCUAUCACUGAGCAGCUGAAAUACAUGUCGUGAUGGCGGAAAAACCUCGGGCGUUAUUAAAAGAGAGCCAGCGCGCAGGAAAGUUACUACGUAUGUCAAACGUAUCAACUUCUGUGUUGAAUUAAGAUGGGAAAAUAUUAUAAAUAUCAGUACAUUAUUAGAAAGUAAUUAUUUAAGUAUUGUAUUGACACAUUUUUUUGAUGAACUGUAUGUACAGGUUUUUUAUCAGAAGAAUAUCUCAGUAUGACUUUGGUUCACUGCUAGUACAAAAAUUACAUGCUGGAACAGUUUAUUUUUUGUAAUAUUUUCAUUUAUAAUUUCUUGCCUAAGCAAAUUUUUAAGUGGCUGUUAAAUAAUUCCAGCUUUAUGAAAGUCUGAACAUACACUGGGCAGAGAACUGACAAAAUAUAAUUUUUAUUAAAUAUCAUAGGAAAUUUCAGCAUAUCGUAUGAACCGAGAUUUUUUUUUUAAUUGUAGGGAUAGUUACCAGGGAGUGAAAAACAACAUGCAGAUAUACAUAGCACAACAGUUAAGUUUAGCAAAUGAUUUAUUGCUUGAAUCUGAAAAUGAAUAGUUGCAUAAUAUUUAUGUAGUGCUGUAAUUAACACUGUGCACAUAAUCCCCUGACUCCAUCCUCGGAUAUAACACACAGAUGAACCAGUAAACCAUUAUGUAUUAUAACAAAUAUCACAGUUACUAUUCACAGACCUUUUACAAUAUUGUCUAUGGGCAUAGAGCAUUUCUAAAUUAAUUGGUAACCAAACGAGCCGUAGCGAACACUAUCACCAAUGAUGGGGUGAGAAAAAAUAGUGUAUCUAGUUAUGACUUGCCCCUUUCUCAACAAAGCAAAACACUAGAAAAAUCAGUGUUUAUAUUGUAAACUGAGUAUACCUGCUAGACAAUCUUCAGUUCAUUAUUUCUAAUCCUGAUCCCUCUGAUUACAGUAGCCUUGGGUACCCACUUUACUACUUACCUUAUAGCUCGUUUUGCAUUGGGUCCUUGGUGUUGACUCUCUGGUGUCAAGUCCGGUAAGCUCCAUUUUCCGAAGAGGCCGGACCGCAACUCGCCGUCUGCAGACGACUUGCUUCUUGCCAGUCUUCCGGUCUUGGAAUGAGAGUAUGCAUUCGUGUUGCUCUAUAAUCUUCCGGUCUUGAAUGCAACUAUGCACUUUCGCUGCUCAGGAUUCACUCCUCGGCAAUCUUGCAGUCUUGAAUGCACGUAGGUACUCUGGCUGCUCACUUGCUCCCCUGGUACGCUUCCUUCUGCUGCAGGUGCGCGAGUCUCAGACCAGUGACUCCUUGCUCCUCGUUGCUUGUCCUCAACUGGUUCUGAGCAGACAUCACCUCGCCACUUGCUCCCAAUGACGAUUUAUUCUUUACUGCAUACUGACUCGAGCUGAGUACAUGAGUCCUGCUCGUCUGCCGAUUAGUUUAAUCUGAUGAUUUGCUCCCUCCUUGUCACUGAGGUGGUUCUGUCUCUGGUGAAGAGCAUCGCGAACACUAGGUUUGGAUGACUGCUUCUAGUCUACUGCCUCUCGAGUACUGCCCGCAAGAUCUUUUACACACACUGUAUUUAUACCUCCCUGAGGUUCUUGAUGUGAUGUGCCCAAACUAACUGCUGCACAGAGGUGUCUUGACAACUGGGCCGUUGUCUGUUACCAAGUUACAUUGCACUGAUAUUACAUUAGGCAUUCACAGCACUUCUCACCAGUUUUCAUGCUUUUAAGAACAUCAUAAUAUUGAACGUAACGGGUGUAUGUCCCAUUACAAAAUAAACAUACAUGUUGGCGAAGUGGCUAAAGACAUUUGUUGCACCAAUUGAAUUUUUUUUCUUCAAAAUAAACAAUUAGGGAUUAGAUAUGAUUUUGAGCAAGUCAUUAAACUCACAAAAUUUGAAGAGACCUAUGCAGGUUAUGUUCAUUUGAAUUUUUUAUAAGUACCUGGGUAACUGAGCUUCGCUCGGUAUCUUAUUAUUUUUUUGUUGUAAAAUCAUGGUUUUUCAGGGAAUACACCUAUUUAGAUAAAAUUGAAAAGUAAAACGUUAACUAAAUAUAAAUAUUUAUUCAAAUUGUUACAGCCGUUUCCGAGAUACGAGAGGUGUACAUUUUUUCUAUAUUUAUAAAAAAAAUUGUUAUUUAUUCAUACGAGCAAUUUAAAGUUUAAUUUUUUUAUGCAGUGAUCAGAAUAAUUAGAGUUUAUCUGUUAGAGUUUACUUAUAACUCUACCUAUUCCAAUCACUUGAUAUAAGUUUGGAUAGAUUACAUAUUUAGACAAAAACAUGUCAUAUAUAUAUAUAUAUGAAUAUUGUUACGUCCUAUGUGGGAGAACUUAGUUCGUAAGGGAUAGCCCAAUUAACUUUUAUUACAGUUUUAUUAAUUACUAGUAUUUACAUUAAUAAUAAAUAAUUGUACUUAAAAAAAUGUCUGACUACAAAUCACUGACACUUAAAAAUGUUUAUUUUCAAGUCACUCAAUGUAUUGUCAAGUUCCACAGUUCGCAUUCCUCACUGGAGCUAGACUCAACAUCAGGGGGGGGGGGGGGGGGGGGGGUGUCUCUCUCACCCUUUUCGCCAAUGUCACACUUCCUUUCGCUCUCGGAACUCUCGGAACUGCCGUGGAGGCUGGCGCCGCGGCUUAAGUACUCAGGGGCAGCCUUCUUGAACCGAUGAGAGUGGCCGUGAUGAGUCGUGUCAUCCCGGGCCGACCCGACGUCCAAACAGUCCAGAAAAGCAGCGUCAAUUCGCGCUACUCUGUGCAGUGGCCCGCAGAAUUCCCAAGGCCGCUCAGCGAUAUAUAAUGGCGCAGAGGCAGGAGUAUGUGCGUGGAUGUGGAGGGAGGAAGGGGGGUAGCGAUGACCAUUGUAAUCUGACAAGGCACGCAUGGCAUGCCUUAUGUCAGUGGACGGCACGUGACACGGCGCCAGUGGCCUGCCGGGGCCACCAGCCAUCUCCAAACCUGGCGUGUGUUGCAGUCCUGCGUUUGUAACAAUAUUUUGCCAUCCUCACUAUACUUCAUACCUAUCUGCAUAAUAAUUGUAGUCGGUUAAAUAAAAAAAUAACUAAUGCUCAUAGUUAAACUAUCAGCUAUAUUCUGGUUUUUAUUCAUUUUCAUUUCACAGUUAUUAAUUAAAAGUUUUGGAACUUAAUCUAAUACUUCUUUCCAUACUUUGUUUGCGUUAGCGGGUAUGUCGAUAAUUUUCAUUUGGGAGGAAAACUUUUAAUGUACUUGGUCACUUUGCUCAGGAAAAUGCCACAUAGAACAUGCAUGACAUGCAUAAUAUCUGAUGAUCUUAAGUCCACUCCAACAAAUUUAUAAGAUUGGCCUUGAUAUUUUUUUGUGUACUGUCAUGGCAAAUGCAGAUCUUACUGGAAAAUGGUGUGUCUGCAUGGUUCAUCCCAGUUGACCUUUUGAUGAGUCAAGAAUACGUAAUUCUAGGUACAUUUAAGUACUUCUUUGUCUGAUUAUUCACCAGUAACGAUUUUUGCCUUUAUUAUGUUAAUUACACAAUUUGUCACAAUAAGUCUUACACCGUUAUAUAGACCUUCUGAUGUAUCCAAAUUAUGAAACUGCAUUAUUAAUGCCAUUUUUUUUCAACUUCAAUUCAUAUGGUGGCAAGUCUGAAAUGUUGACAGUAUUUUUUAAUUCUGUUGUAAAUUUGAGUGCUCAAUAACGUAAGAAAACUUUGCUAACAUGACACUUUUAUUGCUUCAAACAAUAACACAAUAAAAUUGUAUUGCUAUUGGAUGCAAGUGACAUCUGUAAAGUUCAGUAGCUAAAUUAAAAUUUCUAUUUUAAGUUAAUAAGGUCAUGUAGUGCCAUCUUUUGUUGAGUAUCUAAUUUAAAAACUACAACUUGAGUUGAGUAGAUAUAAUUUUAAAGCAAACAUUGUUGUUAAAAUUGUAUGUUUCUUAAGGGUCCCGCCUACCGGGGCACACACAACGGUGUGCAGAGCGUCAGAAAAACUACCCAAGACAUUGGAGUGGUGUCUGUUUACAAAAAAAAAAACAUUUUUGAAUACGCCGAGGGAGGGUAGGCACUUUUUCCAAAUUUUAUUUUUAAACUGUGUUUCUGGAGGAGUGAAAAUGGUUAAAACGUGUAUUUUCAGAAUAAUUUAUAGGCAUAAAACUCAUGGUACAGAUUUGGAUUACACCUUUAUCUUCAGUUAUCUGCCAUGUUUUGUUACUGUUCAUAUCUCAUAGUUGCCCUAUGAAUGAGAAGAUGUGUGCCAGUCCACAACCUUGCGCUUAAGAGGUGAUACCAUGCCAGAAGCAUGAGUGAGCAUCACACUUACUAUCCUGCUGACACAGGGGUGGGCCCUUUAAACACCUAAUCUAAAGUAAAUUUACUUCCGAUACAUCUGUCUUCUCAAAAUAUUGGUUAUUUGUAUUUUAAACUAGUAUUUUUUUUCUUCAUCCAUUUAAAACUUGGUUAAAGUUUGCAGUCAGAUACAUGUUGGUAUUGUAGGGCUGCGGUUAUAUCUGUAGCAAGAAUACCGGUAUAUUGUAUGUGUGUGUGUCUGUGUAAGUGUUGCGAUCACAUGGGCUCACGUUAGUUACACCACUGGCAAGACCUGGGUAUUAUAUGCAAUAACGCCUGUUUUAUCGUCAGAUUGUUGAUUUUCUCUAUGCAGCAAUGUUCAUUACCAAAGACAGAUCGUGUUUAAUGUAUUGUGAAAGUAUUGGCUAAAUGUUUUAGAGGCUUAUUCAUUAAGCAUGAAUGUAUUAACAACCAUACAUUUUUUAAAUCAGUCUUUUAAAUUUUGUGUGUCCAAAGUUUAUUAAGUGACGGAUGAAAACAUUAAGGAUUAGAAUUUUCGACAAAUUUUCAUUAAUAUUAAAAUAUUUUUAUUACCAGUGAGUGAGGGAGAAGCCAAGUUUAAACUUUAUAACUCUUUUUCAGGAAAAUUAAUUUGCUGCUUAAAAGUGUCCAUUUGAUUGGUUGGGGAAGGUGAUCCUGUCUGUUUUGCCUCCCAUAGCAAGGCUACUCUGUUACAAAUAAAUUCUUCUAAUAGAUAAUAGAUAUACAUGUACACAAGAUUACAUAUGGGAUGUAUUCUGUGUUUUUGAACCCUUAUUAGUGUGGAAUUGAUUUGUCAUUCAAUGAGAAUACUUCAAAUUUUGAAAUUUGGUUCGAACCAUGCCUGGAUUAGAAAGCUGGGUCACGUUGUGGCAUUAUUCUUUCUGUGGGAAUAGUAUUUCAGUUCAGAUUUGUCAGUAGCACAAGUUUCUUUAUUAACAUGUAUCAUUUACUUUUAUUUAUUUAACUUUUUUCUUUAAUUUAGCGUGGACCUAAGAUGUAUAUUUUGUCCUUGUAUUUUGUAUGAUCAUUAUUUUAAGUUACUGUCAAACCCCAGUUCAACGAGCUUGUAGUAUGUUGUAUGGCCUCUAUGUUAUUUUUAUUUUCAUUGCCAAGUUCAUUUCAGUUUUUGUGACUGUGUGUUAGGAACAGAUUGGUGAUUCGCAGUGCAAAAUUAUUUUGGUGCUGAGUUUUUAGUUAAGUGGUUUGGUAGCUUUUUAAUCUUGUAGGUCAUAUAUAGUUUUGUGUGGAUACUGUGCAGAGUAAAACCCUGUCCUUUAUUUUUUAAAUUUAUGAUAUCAAAAUUAUUUCUGCUACCUAUGCUGACUUGUAUUAUUUGUAAUUAUUAUGUAUAAUUCUUCCCCGCACAGCAAUUAGUAAAUUAAAUUUUGCAAUAUGUAAUAUUUUAGCACUUAAUUUCAGGUUUAUAAUAACUAAUAAUAUAUCUAACCUGUAAGGAAAAUAAAAAAAAGAAAGCUAACUGUGGAAUUGUGAAACUAACAUUUAAUUUCCUGUGUGAAUAAUUAAUUUUGGUAUUUGUAGUGAACAUGUCCAGAACAUAGGCUAGGAUUUUUUACACUUCUUCAUGGGACAGGAAAUUUAAAUUUGACUGCUUCUUGGGCGGAAAGCUAGUACAGUAAGUCCUCGGUUUACGUCGGGGUUACGUUCCUGAAAACCGCGACGUAAAUAGAAACGACGCAAAAUGAGCCAUGUUUCAUGCCACCGGCCGGCCACGGCCCAAGGUCGGCCGGAAGCGCUGGCAUACAGACGUGACAACGGGCAAUUUGAUCAGCAAAUGACAACCGACAGCGUGGGAAACAAGUCCAACUAGUACUGCUCAGCUUUAUAGAAUGGUUAUUUAACCAGCUGCUUUAUUACCUUUAUUGAUUGAAAUAUAAAAACAGAUAUAUAGUACAUACUGUACGUAAGAGCAGGAAGCGUCCCUCAUGAUGUAUGAUAAGAUAAGGCGGUGAACGUGUAGCUUACGCUACAUAGCAUAAAUUAACUACCGAAGGAAACAAAGAAUUAUAAACGAAUUAUAUAUGGUGUUUUGGUUAAAAUAAAGAUUUAUGGUCAUUGUAAACGACGUUAUUGUGAAUCGGCGACAACUUAAAUUGAAACAUAAGUACUCAAACAUUAGCAACGUUAAUCCGAAACGACGUAAAUCGGUAUGACGUAAAUAGAGGACUUACUGUACUGAGGUUUUAAAUGGCGACUUUGCUUUGGCAGGAUUUGCAUGCAGCCUAUUUACCACAAACACAAUUCAACAUUAGAAUUCCUUACUUGUUAAAAAUUUUAACAAAAUUAUCUGCAUUUGUCCGGUAUAAAAAGUUUAUCAGUGUUCUUGCCUUAGUGCCAGAUCCACAUUUGAAAUGUUUUUCUUAUAUUACAGUUAGAUAUUUUCAUGCUCUUAACUCAAAAUAAAACUAUGAAAAAAAGGUUUUAUAACAAUGCUUUCCUUGGUUUGUAAAUUAUAGAAAGUACUUUUCUGAGAAUUUAACUAUGUAGUUAGUAUCAAUUCUUUGCUAAUAUAAGUUGCAUUUCUAAAUACUACAUAUUAGAAAGGAUUUUUGAAAUAUACUUAACACAUUGGCUCAUUAUUUGUAUUUUCAACUUGACUCCUUGAUGAAAGUAAGCCAGGGGUUUGACUGUAAUGUUUUUUUACCAAGUACUGAUUUUAAUAUGUAUGUAUAUAUUUUUUAGUCAAUAGUGGCAAGGUUUUUUACUUUUUGUAUAUGCUUUAUUGUGGUGUGAAGUCCAGUUCAGGUCUAAAAGUGCUCAGAUUUCUGUGAAAACCAAAUAUUUCCACCAGCAGUAUUACAAAUAUGUUGAAUGUCGAUACUUCCUGAGGUAUGGAGCCAGUGUACGGUUCUGAUGCCUACCUGUGGAUCAGUUUAUAUAAAGCGUUUUUAUUUAGUACUAUUUGUUAGUACAUUUACAAAACCAUGUAAUAUAUCUUCAUUCUUCAUAUUUUUGAUUUUACAAAGUGUAUUGAUGUAAUGACAUGGUAAUUUUCAUAUUGAGUUUUUUCCUUUGUCUCUCGUGUGCUUUCUCUCUCUUUCUCUCUCAUGGAGGUGAAUGCAAGAAGUUAACAGAAGUAGUUAUGUCAUUGUAUUAAGUGUCUGUAAAUUGAAAGUCAAGGAGAAUAAUUUUUAGUUCAAAAAUAUUAUUUUAGUUGUAGCUUAUCCAUUUACAUAAAUUUGAGUUAGAGCAAUGAGCAUCAUGAACUACUGUUAAAAUUUUUUAUAAAUUUUAAUUACUUUUUAAAAAUAAUACUUUUGUUGUACCUAAAAUUGAACUAUUUUUAAAAUUCCUAGUGUAAUGUUUUGGAAAUAUUUUGGAAAUUUUUUUUACAAAAUUUCUUAUGGUAAAAUUUGACCUUGAAUUCACAAAUAUCAAUUUUUUUUUGGUUUUGUGUAUAUACCAUUGCUAAUAACAUAUUGUAGCUUACUCAUAUUCGUAAUUUUGGUUAUAAUUAUAAUUGUAAACUGCAACUGUAAUUCUAUGCAGAAUGUCACUAAAUUUUGGGAAAUAGACCUCACAGGGGAUCAUCUUCCAUGAACUUUCUGUUGCAAACAUCCAGUAACUUAAAUUAAUCAUAUGAAAGAUAUCUUCUACUUAAAUUUAAUGUACUGUUCGUAACUUAAGUUUUAAUUUAGUUUUUUUUAACUGAUAAUUUUAUUUUGGCAGGUAGCUAAAUGUUUCUUCAGUAAAUUUGGUUUUUAGAUAUUAGUUAUUGGUUUCAUUUCUGGGUAUGUAAUCUGAUUAACUUCAAUAAAUUAAGAAUUUUGUAACUUGAAAGGAUAGCCAAUAUUGUGUCUUGACAUUUGAUAUGGAAUUGUGAUCUCCAUAUAGUUCGAUUGCAAGACAAAAGCAGUGCAAUGUUUGGAUGUUGAAGUUGCUAGUAUAUUUCACCUUAUUUGGCAAGCUGUGUUAUUGGUGUUCACCUAGGCUCGUGUUGCAGGCUUCACAUUAUCAAUGCCUGGUCAGUCUUCACACUUAAGUAUUUACAUGAGUAAUUGUAGGUUUUCUGCCUGUGUGCAUGUUAAUACAUAGAUACACAUACUUACAAACUGAGUUCCUCUUUUACACAAGCCUUAGUAAAAAUGGAAUAUAAUUGUAACGUUCUGUCGAGGGCGAGCGUCGACCGUUGCCUUUGUAGAUUCCCACUCAGCAGCGUUCACGCUGUGGUGAGUGUUUUCUCAUAGAUUUUGAUACUCUUAGUCAUCUGCUAUGGUCAUAUGUCUGAACAGAUUUCUUGUUAAGUUCUCUGUCUCCCUUGUAACUUGAGCAGCCCUGGACUGGAUGUUGGGAAGCAGUAGUGCAGUAGUUAAUGUAAGACUAUACAUAAGCCAAAUGUUACAAAAAACUAUUAAUUUAUAUUUUGUAUACAUGGUAACAUAUCAGACUACAGAAAUAUUGUUACUUUAUUAAGGGUAAGAUUUGUCUGUGCUUGAGAAUUUUUUGGAACAAUACAUUCCAUUAAGGUCAUGAUUUUAGUGCAAGAAUUUCUCUCUUUUAACAAUAAAAUUGUGUGUUUGCAGUAGCAAAUCUGGAAUGAAACUGUUAUUAAAUGAAUUAUUAAUAUAGAUUUUCCUGUUUGGUGUGCAGUAGGCAUUGCACUGAUUUUCUUGCUUCUCUGAUUGAUGUUUUUAACUUACUUCGUCAUCCUUUUAACAUUAGUUUAAUACAGUCAGUAUGUCACCAGUGAGAUUUGGUUGUGAAAAAAUUUCAGUCCAGACAUGUGUGUGCAUAUCUCUAUUUUCCAAGGACUUUACAUUUCUGUAUAUUCUAUUGGAAAAAUGUUUUAUGCGUGAAAUGCUUUGAUAUUUAUGUUCAUGGGUAUGAGUGUGUGUGUGGAUAAUGUCAAAGAUGUCAAAAUUGUUUUGGCUAGUUCCCCCCCCCCCCCCAAAUCAUCUCUAUUUAAUUGGUUUUUUGCUGAAAAGAUUCAGAUUUUUUUUUUCAUUUGCAGUAGUUAAUGUAAUUUAUUGGCUCAUUUAACUGAAAAUCGGUAAUGUAAUGAAUAUAAUUAAAACCUAAGUGUUUAAACUGUUACAGGCUUAGUCUGAUCAUUGAACCUUUUCUAAAACACUAGUUAAAGACUGUUAUAAUGUCUUGUUAAAAUUAUUUUUUUUUUCAAUUUUGUUGUUGGGGACAGUGAUUUUUUAAUACUCUUUGUAAGUCUACAGCUGUCAUUGAGUAUUUAGUUUAAGACAAGUGCAGGAAUCUGUACUGUUAGAAUGUUACUGCAUACACUCAUUUUAAGUCCAAGAACUAAUUUAAUUCUUUUUUUUUUUUUUUUUUUUACUUUUAAUCUUUGCAACAUUGGUGGAACUAAAUGUGAAAUGGUGCAUCCUUAAUUUGUGCAAAAUAGAUAAUUACACUUUCAAAAAUAUGCACGUGUAAUUUCAACUCUGAUCUCAAGCAGCUGCUACAGAAUCCAAUAAAUUCUUAGAGCAAGACUAUAUCUUACUGUGCUGUUUCGUGACAUUCUACCCUGUAAGAACAUAAGUAUUACAACUCACCAAAUUGAAAUCAUGCUUUUAUGAUUUCUGGGAACUGAAAGUAGUUGGUUAUGUAAAUCUUCAGAACAAAUUAUUUAAGUUUGUAUUAUUGAAACCAAUUUUUUUUUUUAUUUAUUGAAUUUUGGUAUUCAGAGAAUGUGAUUUAUAGCAUCCAUGUUGCUUGUUAAUAUAAUAUUAUACCAUGUGUAUGAUUAAAUAUUGAAACUAUAUUUGUCAGUGGCGUAGGUAGGAUUUUGUUUGGUGGUAUAGGGUGGGCUUGGGUUGCAUUAUUGGAAAACUGUGAGGUGUCAUAACAUAUAGGUAUAUAUAGCUGUAUGAGAUGAUAAAACACUCAUAUUAUGAAAUUGUUUUAAUUUCAAAAUGUUUUUAUUUAAAACUUGACGAAUUUUGAGGUUAUUUCGUUCUAAUAUAACAAAACAUUUUAAAACUGUGUAACGUAGUAGUAAUUAAGUAGAAACUUAACAAAAAUAUCCUGAUCCUUUUAAUAUGCUAUUUUGAGGUGAAUUUUUAAUUUAAAAAAGUUCAUAUAAGGGGGAAAAAACAUGAAAGUAUUUAUAUAUUAAUAAGAAUACUCUGAGUCAGAGAUAGGUGGAGAUUUGGUCAUAGGGCUUAAAAAUAGAAAAACUCUGAAAACCUAAUCAUUUUUCAUGUCAGAGCUUAGCCAGCUGCAUUUGCAGCAGCCCCACUAAAUGGAAUACAUAGUAUAUUUACUUAGUUUUUCAUGUAGGUACUGCAAGAAUGAAAGAAGGGAAAGGAGAUGCAAAGCGUUUAUUGAAGUCAAGUUGGUCCAUCACAUGACAGUCAACAGAACAUAUUUUUCACAGUGAAAAUAUUUGUAGAUUGAAUGUCUUCAUUAUAUUUUUCUUCAUCAUAUUUGUGGUCUUGUAUUACUGUUUAUAAUAACAUGUGUAUCCAGGAAAUUAAAUUUGGUAACAGCAGUGCAUCUUGUAUUUCGAAACUGAAUGACAAAACAUGAUGGUUGUCAUGUAGUACUCAAUUGUCAUGUGACAGUGUGAUGAAAAAAUACGUAGAGAAUAACCAAAAUGGUAACCUGAGUAGAAGUUAAGAAAAUUGAGGACAAGGAGACCGUGAUUGCAUCUUACAGCUACAGCUAUUAGGGAAAACUUUGUUUGAUAGGUAUGUUAUAAAAUUGUAUUUGUUUAUUUUCUCCAUUGUAAACCAUAUUGGGGAUUAAGAAUUUUUGAGUGAAUUCAAACAAAAUUAGACUUUUAAAAAUUAUUUUUUAUUGGAUGUGUUUUAUAUUUGUCAGUUAAUGUUAAACUUUCUGGGGUCUGUUUGAAGAUGUCAAGUCCUACAUAGUCCAGUACUUACGCCACUGAUAUUGGUUGAUUCUUAUCAUUUAUCCUUUAUAAUGUGACUGAUGCUUGAAGUAGAUUUUACAUUAUGAAUUUGAAGUAUUAUCCAUAUAAUAGCUUCAGGUUUUGGUUGUCAUAUUAUUUUGAUAUAAAUGUAGCCUGUUGUAAAGGCCAAAGAUUGCAUAUAAAAUAAAAAUUAGUACUACA
Messenger RNA from Bacillus rossius redtenbacheri, 27117 nucleotides. RefSeq names its product zinc finger and BTB domain-containing protein 40-like. Gene Ontology annotation, biological process: regulation of transcription by RNA polymerase II. The record is from RefSeq and is a predicted model, not a curated record. Gene Ontology annotation, cellular component: nucleus. Lineage: Eukaryota; Metazoa; Arthropoda; Insecta; Phasmatodea; Bacillidae. Bases 1319 to 3100 code for a protein of 593 amino acids. Gene Ontology annotation, molecular function: DNA binding; protein binding. The transcript has 9 exons.